Messenger RNA from Linum trigynum, 2599 nucleotides. The record is from the annotation of a GenBank genome assembly. NCBI's taxonomy places the organism in Eukaryota, Viridiplantae, Streptophyta, Magnoliopsida, Malpighiales, Linaceae.
CAAAUUACAAAUUAACUAUACAAAUUGUUCAACACCAAUCUAGAAAACUCAAGAAAGUUGAAGCAAAUCACAAAUAAUCCGUAAAUAACAUGAUUAAUUGAAAGUUUCUUCCUUUCAAUUAAGUUUCUUCACUCUCCACUCGAUAACAUGAUUAUCCAUAAAUAACAUGAUUAAGUGUCCGGGUCUCUCAUUGCCAAGGCUUUCAAUUUAACGCAGUUCAGCAGCUCGGCAUGGCUAGGAUCAUCCAUCGAAUCUGCUAUCGGUAUCAUUGGAGAAGACAAGCAGGUAUUACUGAAUUCCCUUAUGCUUAUUCUCCAGCUUCUGCCGCAGCUCCUCUCUCGACCUACUUCUCCUCCAAUCCAAUUAGUCCUCGGACCUCCAAUUCUGUAACUUUCGCCAGCAUAGAUGAUGCCUUGGAUUCAUUUAAUAGGAUGCUCCACAUGAACCCUAGACCCUCAAUUGUGAAAUUUUCUCAGUUGGUAAAUUCUCUUAUGAGAAUGAACGCCUUCCAGGCUGCCUUGUAUGCGUCUAAACAAAUGGAAGUAGCUGGAUUCCACCAUGAUCUUCACACGCUGAGCAUGUUGCUUCGUUGCUUCUGUAAAUUGGGUCGAGUGGAUUUUGGCUACUCAGUUUUGAGCAAAGCUUUGAAACUCGGUGUUCAAUUCAACGAUGUAAUGCUCAGUACAUUGAUUGAUGGGCUCUGUAAAGUUGGGAGAGUAAUCGAGGCUGCAAGGUUGGUUCAUAAGAUUAGGAUUUUGGGUUAUCAUCCGGAUGCUUUUUCUUAUACCACAAUUAUAGAUGGAUUAUGCAAGGUAGGGCAAACGAGUGCAGGACUUGAAUUGCUCAAAAACAUGAAGGAGUUUGGCUGUCAACCUGAUGUCGUUAGUUAUAACACAGUCAUUAGCAGCCUAUGUAAGGAUGGGAUGGUAUCAAAGGCUUUUGAUGUUUUUUCAGAGAUGAAGGAUGAAAUGAUUCAACCAAAUGUGUUCAGUUACAAUAGCUUGAUUGCUGGUUUGUGCAUUUCAAGCACAAUCAAUGAAGCUAUGAAGUUACUCAAUGAAAUGGUAGAGAGGAAGAUCAUGCCCAAUACAGUUAGCUAUUCCACAUUGGUUGAUGCUUUUUGCAAGGAAGGAAAUGUUUUGGGAGCUAAAGUUAUACUCAAAGUAAUGUUUCACAGAGGAUUUCUUCCAGAUGUCAUCACUUACACUUCAUUGAUGAAUGGAUACUGUUUGCGCAAUGAAUUAGACAAAGCUAGAAAGUUAUUUGAUUUCAUAGUCAAUAAGAGAUGUGAACCUAACGUUUACUGUUAUAAUAUCAUGAUUCACGGAUAUUGUAACAAUGGAAGGAUGGAUGAAGCUGAAGAAUUACUUAAUGAUAUGCUUGAGAAGGAUUUGGCUCCGGAUACAGUCACGUAUACUACUAUGCUAAAUGGAUUUUGUCAAGCACGGAGGCUUAAAGAUGCACGACAAAUUCUCAAUAAAAUGAGUGGUCAGGGUUGUUCCCCGAAUAAUGUGACAUACAAUAGCUUGCUUGAUUACUUUUGUAGACAAGGUCAACUAGACGGUGCAUUAGCUCUAUUUCAAGUAAUAGAAAAUAGUAGGUUGAAGUCUGAUAUUACAGGGUACAGUAUCCUUAUGGACGGGCUGUGGAAAGCGGGGAGGGAAAAGGAAGCUAGGGAAAUGUUUUCUAGGCUCUCUAGAGACAAGUUUUUGCAACCUGAUACCCGCGCAUAUACCAUUACAGUUGAUGGACUAUGCAGACAAGGUUUUGUCGAUGAAGCAUAUGAUCUGUUCAGGAAAAUGGAGGGGGAUAGUUGUCUACCAGAUAGUUGCUUUUACAACGUGAUUAUUCAUGGAUUUCUUCGCCAUAAGGAUCCCCUUGAAGCAAUAGACCUCAUUCAUGAGAUGGUUUCGAAAGGUUUCUCAGCCGAUGCAACCACCAUGUCUUUGCUAAUAGAAUUGUUGCCCAGGAAUCAGUUGGAUCAUCCAAUAUUCCAGAAGCUAUUGAAUGGUCCUGAUAUCAAGAGUCAUAAAAUAGGGUCUAGUGGUCUAUCAGUUGCUGCAACUCAAGGAACUAGCUGAAAUUCUCAUCCAAAUGCCAGUUGCAUGAUCCUUUAAUUGAUCAAAAUCUCCCGGCUUGGAGAAGAUUCUGAAGAUAGAAGAUAGCUGGAACUAACGGUCCGAUUCAUGAUCCUUGUCAUCCCACUUACAUAUUGUUGAUUCUGUCUGCUGUACAAAUGAGCUCCGAUCCCUGUACGUUUCUGUCCAUGUUUGAUGCAUUAGUAUGUGCCGAACCUGUUUCUGAUUAUUGUUUAGAGAUAUGAAGCUCGCUUGUCUAGCAACAUAACUAUGUAUUUGCGACAAAGGCCAAAGCCUUGAAUGGAACUCUAGGGUUCUGCUUCUGUCAAGAAGAAGCAAUGUUUGGUUACCCAUUUUUGGACUUCACUCAUCUGAAUGAGAUAGUGAUCAACCUUCAAAUGAAGCUUGUGUUAGGAAGUAUUAUGUAUACUGGUUAAAUGGUCAGCGCUUUGCGGCUAUGUUAAUUUUGCUGAAUAUGAAUCUACUUUCAAUCCUACUUUAAAUGAAUUGCAAUUUGGAAC